Hemibagrus wyckioides is the source of this 3196-nucleotide messenger RNA. RefSeq names its product staufen double-stranded RNA binding protein 1 (gene stau1). The transcript is spliced from 16 exons. The record is from RefSeq and is a predicted model, not a curated record. The coding region runs from base 386 to 2482 and encodes 698 amino acids. Lineage: Eukaryota; Metazoa; Chordata; Actinopteri; Siluriformes; Bagridae.
UGUAAUUUCCGGGAGUGGCUGGACCAUUAGGCGAUUCUCUUUAGUGUUUGCCCUGUCUACUUUCUCUGCUCUACCUCACCUAUAUUUUAAUUCAAACCCCCACCAUCUCACUCCCCUAAAAUUGGACGCUAAUGUUAACGUGCUUUUCUCAUGGAGUAAUUUACCACCGGAGCUAAAUAAAACGAGAAAUGUACAUGUCGCACUCAAAAGAUUCCACUUCAAGUCAGCUGUCAAAACAUUUGAUUUAGCCUUCUACUAUCAGUAACGAAGAGCUUUGCAGUCUACUACUUUUCUGAAACACCUACUCUGCUUUUACAAACACUCAUCACUGUCCUGUGAGAAUCCUGUCCCAGACUGCAAAGUGUAUUCCUAAUCAUAAGCCAGAAUGUCCCAGCUUCAGUUCCAGUCUCCCGGCAGCCCUGUACCCAGCUCUGCUCCUUUACAGCUAGCACAACCCCAACCUGGCUUCAGCAUUCCUUCUGCUACUGGCUCCUUACCCUCAGAAAGUGCCAGUCACCCGCUACGAAGUUCCGCCCUGCCCUCUGCCUCAGCUACACCUUUCUGUAACCCUACAGCUUCUAACAUGGCAAACCCUAAAGAGAAGACCCCCAUGUGUUUGGUGAAUGAGUUAGCCCGUUACAAUAAGAUCCAGCCUGAGUACAAGCUACUCAGUGAACAAGGACCAGCCCAUUCCAAGAUAUUUACUGUGCAGUUGACUCUGGGGGAGCAGCACUGGGAUGCAGAGGGCACCAGUAUAAAGAAAGCUCAGCACUCUGCAGCAGCCUGUGCUCUCACCCAGACCACACUGCCCAAACCCAAUAACAGAAUCCCGCGACACCAAGGCAGGAACCCAGGUGGGUUCUACAGAGGCCCUGAGUACAGCAUGACACACACUGUGGAGCUGAAUGCACUUUGUAUGAAGUUGGGGAAGAAGCCAAUCUAUAAACUUAUAGACCCAUACCAAGGAAUGAGACCCACAUUCAACUACAAUAUCAGAGCACCAGGGCCUUAUGCUCGCUCCAUGCAACAGUAUUACUACCCGUUUCCUCCGGUGGCACCGGUGCUGUAUCAUAUGGAGCUAUCCAUUGGAGGGCAGCAGUUUCAUGGAAAGGGCCGCACACGGCAAGCAGCGAAACAUGAUGCUGCUGCAAAAGCUAUCAAAUCGCUGCAAAAAGAGCCACUGUUACAGCAGCUAGUUGAGACGAAAAAACAACCAGAAGAAGAAAACUUCAACAAAUCUGAGAUCAGCCAAGUGUUUGAGAUUGCACUGAAGCGGAACAUGCCUGUGAACUUUGAGGUGCUGAAAGAGGCAGGACCACCUCAUAUGAAGACCUUUGUUGUGAAAGUGACUGUGGGAGAGUUCACUGGAGAAGGGGAGGGCAAGAGCAAGAAAAUUGCCAAGAAGCUAGCUGCCGUUGCUGUUCUGGAGGAGUUGCGGAAGUUGCCUCAACUACCAGUCACAGACAAGAUGCCACCUCGUAUUAAAAAGAAAACCAAAUCAAUUAUAAAGUUGCAGACCAGUCCAGAAUAUGGACAAGGAAUAAAUCCAAUCAGCAGACUGGCACAAAUCCAGCAGGCUAAGAAAGAGAAAGAGCCAGAGUACAUCCUAGUGACAGAGAGAGGACUGCCUCGACGCAGGGAAUUUGUCAUGCAGGUCUCAGUCAUUGGUCAGAUUGCAGAAGGUAUGGGUCCAAGUAAAAAGGUGGCCAAAAGGAAUGCAGCAGAGAAGAUGCUGGAGCUCUUGGGAUUUAAAGUGCCUCAACCUCAGCCUCCCAAACCAGCACUGAAAACAGAGGAGAAGCCUCCUUUGAAAAAACCUGGAGAUGGACGAAAAGUGACCUUUUUUGAGCCAAGCUCUGUGGAGGAUGGGGGUCUGGUCCAGAAGGAGGAGGAUUUCCGUGUGCCCUUCCUCAGCCAUCAGCAGCUUCCUGCUGGCAUUUUACCCAUGGUGCCUGAGGUGGCACAGGCAGUUGGUGUCUGCCAGGGACCCCAUGCCAAGGACUAUGGCCGCCCCAACCAGGCCAUGGCUUCACUGACAGCAACGAUUGCCAACGAGCUGCUGUAUGCUGGUACUUCUGCCACAGCUGAAGGCAUUCUGAAGGGAAGUAAAAAUCUAUCAAUGAGACCCCAUGGUCCCUUCACUAGACCAUCUGAACAGCUUGGAUACCUGGCCACUGUGCAAGGCUUACAGGUAGAAUACAAGGACUUUCCAAAAAACAACAAGAACGAAUUUGUGUCUCUCAUCAACUGCUCUUCUCAGCCGCCUCUUAUAAGUCAUGGUAUUGGCAAGGACGUGGAGUCCUGUCAUGACAUGGCUGCAUUCAACAUAUUGAAGCUGCUCUCAGAGUUGGACCAACAGUCCAGUGAACGGCCAGCCAACGGACCAAUUUCUGGGUGCGGCAAACAGGACCUUGAAGGUGACACAUUGCUCAAACCGGCUAACUCAAGCACCAUGGGAAAAACUGUGGACGGCACUGUCUAGAAUAUCUAAUUGGUGGUGCCAUUUAGGAAACACUAGAGAAAAAACAGGGGCAGAGUUCUAAUUGGCUGCUUUCAAAAGCCUUGUUCACACUGAAUUUUAACCUUUCUAAAGUGUUGCAGUUUCAGUUAAACAAGAUUAACUGAGAGAUUUUUCCUACUUGAUGUUUAAUUGUAAUCAUAGUUGUUUUGCUUCAUCAUAUCCAAUUUAUUUUUUGGGGGGGGGUUCAAAAAAUGUGACCUGUAACUUAGACAGCUUAUUUCUUUGUUAAAAAGUAAGCCAUUCUAAUGUCUUUUUUUUUUUUAAAUGCUUCAUUAGGAGCACGUAUAGAGGAUGUGCAGCUGUUGUGAUGUGCAGUAUGAAACGCUAGGAUAUGAUGAAGCUAAGGCAAGAGCUCUCUGUCAUAUUGGAUUUUCUCCAGUGCUUUUAAGGUGGCCACCAUAAAAGCAUUAAGUUGCAUCUCCAUGUAGAACUGGGAAAGUAAUUUCUUAAUCCCCGUUUUGAUGUAUGGUGGUGUCCUGUGGCGUGUGUGUGUGAGAGAUAUAUGUGUGUGUGUGUAUAUGUGAGGGUUGUUAGUUGUUGCGGUUAAAGCACUACUCAAAACCCUCUACUACAGUCAAAAUCAUGCAAUCUCUCCUUCAGUGUAAACAUGUUUUUCUGCCAGUUGGUUCCCAUUUUUCCCUCAUGGAAUGCAAGUAAAAUUCUAUUCUAAAAUUG